UAAGUCAAGAGUCAGACGCACGGGCUGAGGGUCUGGGAAAGCCCUAAGUCUGGCUGCCUUAUUGGCGUCUGGAAGUGAGUUUUGCAAGUAUUUAAGCAAAGGCUGAAAUUUGGCAGAGGUGGAGUAUAAGCGAUUCCUGCACUGAUUGGUGUAAUGGAUGAUCUUUAAAGGCCCCUUCUAGCCCUGAAAAGUAUGAUGCUAUGGGAGAGUUUAGCCGGCGAGCAUCAGCCUCCAGCAAUGACCCUGCCGGCACUCCCCCACUCGAAACUAAAACCAGGGAGGGAGUUUUUUUCCUCCAUCUGUGACAUUACCACCACAGAGGUAAACCUGCGGAAGCUUCACCCAAUCACGGGAGGCCGUUUUAUUUCGUACUUUCCGCGACCCCUUGUUCUCACGCUCGGUUUAUAUCCACUGGGGCUCAUUGCGCACACGCCCCCUCCGCUGCAAAGACAGUUUCGGUUCUGACACUACGUGAUGAAAGCACGUUUCCUCAUCAGCGGCACAUAACCACUGAAAAAUUGCCAGAUAAAUCCCUGUAGAAACGUUAAUUUGAGCCUAGAAUCCUCAAGAGUAAGAGGCAAGAUUCGUCUCCUUAAGCACCUGGAGGGACAUUGUAUUUACAGAAACUUGCCGCUGGUGAACUAUAUAGGUUGUAAUUUAGAAGACGGCCGAUUGGCGCUUUAAGGAGAUCGUUUUGGCCUGAGAACUGGCAGCGAGUUCUCGGAGCUACUGGGGAGCCAUGGAAGCAGCCAAGAAAGAGAAAAUCAGCGUUGACGAUGAAGCUGUGGACAAAAACAUUUUCAAAGACUGCAGCAAUAUUGCUUUCUACAGGCGUCAGAAAAAACAGCUCUCCAAGAAGUCCACCUGUCGGGCAGUACUGGACUCAUUCACAACCGGCAAAGAUAGCACCAGCUUCCAAAUCAUCAACGAAGCAACUAAGAUUCCCCUCCUGGCUGAAGUUUAUGGUCUAGAGGGAAACAUUUUCAGACUUAAAAUCAAUGAAGAGUCUCCCCUGAAGCCCAGGUACGAAGUUCGCGAUGUCCUCACAAGCAAGCUGAGCACUGUAAGAUUGAUUUCAUGCUCAGGGGCUAAAGGCAGUCUGGUGUUGGCAGAUGGAAAAGGAGAUCUGAAGUUUCAUGUCACUGCAGACCCAUUCAAGGUAGACUUGGUGUCUGAAGAAGACAUUGUGAUGAGCGUAAACUCCCUGGGUCAAUUAUACUUUGAGCAUUUACAGAUCUCUCCCAAACAAAGAGCUACCAAAGAAAAUGAGGAUGACGCAUCAGUUGACACCUCUCAGCAGGAAAAUCAAAAUGAUAUGGGCCUGUGGGAGGAGAAAUUUGGAAAAUUUGUAGAUAUCAAAGCUAAUGGUCCUGCCUCCAUUGGUUUGGAUUUCUCCUUGCAUGGAUUCGAGCAUCUUUAUGGGAUCCCACAACAUGCAGAAUCACACCAACUGAAAAAUACUGGUGAUGGAGAUGCUUACCGUCUUUAUAACCUGGAUGUCUAUGGAUAUAAGAUACAUGACAAAAUGGGCAUUUAUGGCUCAGUGCCUUAUCUCCUGGCCCACAAACUGGGCAGAACUCUGGGCAUUUUCUGGCUGAAUGCCUCAGAGACACUAGUGGAGGUCAAUACAGAGCCUACAGUAGAGUACACACUGACCCAGAUGGGCUCUGUUGCUGCUAAACAAAAGGUGAGAUCUCGAGCUGAUGUGCACUGGAUGUCGGAGAGUGGAAUCAUUGAUGUCUUUCUGCUGAUGGGACCUACGCCUUCUGACGUCUUCAGGCAGUACUCACACCUGACAGGGACACAAGCCAUGCCCCCUCUCUUCUCCUUGGGCUAUCAUCAGUGCCGCUGGAACUAUGAGGAUGAGCAGGAUGUAAAAGCAGUGGACGCAGGAUUUGAUGAACAUGACAUUCCUUACGACGUCAUGUGGCUGGACAUAGAGCAUACUGAGGGCAAGAGGUACUUCACCUGGGACAAGAAAAGAUUCCCAAACCCCAAAAGGAUGCAAGAGCUGCUCAGGAGCAAAAAACGCAAGCUUGUGGUCAUCAGUGACCCUCAUGUCAAGGUGGAUCCCGACUACUCAGUGUACGCUAAGGCCAAAGAACAGGGCUUCUUUGUGCGGAAUCGUGAAGGCGGAGACCUGGAAGGGGUAUGCUGGCCUGGUCUCUGCUCUUACCUGGAUUUCACCAAUCCCAAGGUCAGAGAGUGGUAUUCAGGUCUUUUCGCUUUCCCUGUUUACCAGGGAUCUACUGACAUCCUCUUCAUAUGGAACGACAUGAAUGAGCCCUCUGUCUUUAGAGGGCCAGAGCUAACCAUGCAGAAGAAUGCCAUCCAUCAUGGCAAUUGGGAGCACAGAGAACUUCACAACAUCUAUGGUUUUUACCAGCAAAUGGCUACUGCAGAAGGACUGAUCCGGCGGUCAAAAGGGAAGGAGAGGCCCUUUGUUCUUACACGUUCUUUCUUUGCUGGGUCACAAAAGUAUGGUGCUGUGUGGACAGGUGACAACAGAUCAGACUGGAGUUACCUGAAAAUUUCCAUCCCCAUGUUACUCACUCUCAGCGUCACUGGGAUCUCUUUCUGUGGAGCUGAUGUAGGCGGGUUCAUCGGAAAUCCAGAGGCAGAGCUGCUGGUGCGUUGGUACCAGGCCGGAGCCUACCAGCCCUUCUUCCGUGGCCAUGCCACCAUGAAGACCAAGCGGCGGGAACCCUGGCUCUUCGGGGAGGAACACACCCAGCUGAUCCGAGACGCCAUCAGAGAGCGCUACGCCCUCCUGCCCUAUUGGUAUUCUCUGUUCUACCGUGCACACAAGACCGCUGAGCCCAUCAUGAGGCCUCUGUGGGUAGAAUUCCCUAAUGAGUUAGAGACUUUUGGUAUAGAAGAUGAAUACAUGCUGGGAAGUGCUUUAUUGGUUCAUCCAGUUACAGAACCAAAAGCUGCUGUGGUUGAUGUGUUUCUGCCAGGAUCAGAUGAGGUCUGGUAUGACUCUAAGACAUUUGCUCAUUGGGAAGGAGCAUGCACUGUGAAGAUCCCAGUAGCCUUGGACACUAUACCAGUGUUUCAGCGAGGUGGAAGCGUGGUAGCAGUAAAGACCACAGUAGGAAAAUCCACAGGCUGGAUGACUGAGUCCCCCUAUGGACUCCGGGUGGCUCUAAGCUCUCAGGGUUCUGCAGUCAGUGAGUUGUAUCUUGACGAUGGACAUUCCUUCCAGUACUGCCACCAGAAUCAGUUCUUGAACAGGAAGUUUUUGUUCUGUUCAGGUGUUUUGAUCAACAGUUGUGCGGAUGAGAGGGGUCGUUAUCCCAGCAAGUGUGUGGUGGAGCAGAUCUUGGUCCUAGGCCUCAGGAAGCAGCCAUCUUCCGUGACCACCCACUCAUCUGAUGGGAAGGAUCAGCUUGUGGCUUUUACAUAUAGUGCCACGACGUCCACGCUGAGCCUGGAGAAGCUGUCACUGGACAUCGGUGCCGACUGGGAGGUCCGCAUCAAAUGACGAGGCCGUGCCUGGUGAUGAGCGCAGGGAGCAGCCUGCCCUUUCAGGUCUCCCCGCCUGGCCUUUCUUGAUUCCUGCUGCACUCUAUUGACUUCCCUGGCUCAAAACAAUCCUUCCUUAGUCACAGUGUGGUGCACUAAUGAACAAGAGAUUUCAUAGUCUUCACAUUUGACAUUUUUAGAUGCAUUAGUAAUACUCUUUGUGUCAAACACCGCCUCUCCUGGACACAGGGAGCGCUGAGUCAUUUAUGGAGCUCACGAAUCUUCCAUUGCCUCCUGGGCCGUGGACCUGUGGCAAGCACUGUGCCCAGCGAGCAAGGGGUUUGUUUCAUGUGGGAUGUGGGCCAAGCCCACCUGGUGUGGCCCAUGUAACAGACUUGCCCCAGGCUGCACGGCAGAGUCCAUCUGGCUGCAGCAGCUGAGUGGCUCCAGGCCUGUCUCCAAGCAGACAGCAGCUCUCCAGGACCCCCUAUCCCAUUAUGUUUCACCUCACAGGCAAGCCGCUCUUUCCUGGGUGCACCAUGCGUGCAGCAGCACAAGCUGUCGUUCUCCCCUAGAGCUUACCUUAGGAGCACAGAGCACCCUUCUCUUCCUGCUUUCCAGGCUCGAAAUUCUUAAUUAAUCUUCUUAAACUUCUAAUUUCUUUGUCUUCAUUGUUUUUAUUAAAUACUAUCUUCUAGCCAAAGAACAUUUGUAACACGAGAACGUGAACAAGCUAUAAUAAAUAAUAAAAUAGAUUCCCUGUCCUUACCACCAAACUUCAGAGUUGGAAUACAAAGCAGGGACUAGGGUGACAGAGAGAGGCACUUGCCUUGUGAACAAAAUUUAAGGGGGCACCCAAAAAUGCAAUAAUCAAAAUAAAUUAUGUCCAAAUGCAAUAUUUUUAAAAAUCAAAACUAGUGCAAAAAAUCCAUGGUGAACAAAAUAUCAAAGUUUUAAAUAAAGACAGAAUCGGUAUUACUGGUUUUUCCUUUUGCCUCAGGCUGCAGUGGGGCUGGGCGCGGGGUAGAACAUUAACCGCAUACCAGCUUCAGCAUGUGGCUCCCUGCGGCCCACCGCAGCAUCUGUUGGGGCAGCCCCAUCUCCUCAGCACAGCUCCACAUGCACCUGUUCUUAUCAGGCUUCCACCUCUUAGCACCUGGCCAGAUGCCACUUCCACGCCUGCAGUUCCUUCUGCCUGCGCAGAUCUCACCAGCCUUCCAGACCCAGCUCAAAUCCCACUUUUCCAUGAAGCCUUCCUAAUCAUCCUAACACCCCCUCGCCCCCAUCGCCUGUGAUAUCGCCCAUCUCUGAAAUCUUGCCCCACUUAUAAUGUGUGCUGUGGUGCUUAGCAUUGUCGGGGAUGUUCCUUUAAUGUUUCAAGUAUGUUUGUCUUGUUUCCAGGCUAGAUUACGUGCUCCGUAAGAGCGUAUCAUAUUUCUCUUGUAUCUGCCAGAGCACCAGUAUUUGGCUUUCAGUAUUAUUCUCUGUGUGUAGUUAACUGAUGGAUCUGAUUGUUUAAAAAGUAAAACUCGAAUGGAUUGUUUCUGAUUUGCUUUUUUGACAUAGGACUCUUCCUUCCAACCACAGUAAACAUUGUGCAUUUCCUCACGGACAUAUUUCAUUGUAUCAGUUGAGAUUUGAGCUUUGCAGCAAACAUAAGCUCAUGUAGACACAUAGGGAUUUUUUGCUUCUAUUUCUAUAAAUUUUGCAAUUAAUGAGAAAGGAAUCUGUCAACAUUAGCUGAAGUCUUAUCUCCCAGAUUCAAAUUUCCCUUGCCAAUCUAAAAUAUGACUUAACCUGAAAACUGACUACCCUUAUCUAAUAUAAAUGAUGGUUUUUAAUAGCAUGUAAAGCCAAAUAAAGGCCUGUGGUUCAGAUCAACAUUUAUUGCAUGUCUAUCCUUCUGUUUAAAAUAUUUUUGGGAAGAAACAGGAACUAAUAGAGUAAAUUUGUGAGGCACUGCUCUGUGUUGACCCGGGUCUGCCCCAGAGUGUUUGACUGGAGACGCUGAGUGGGAAGUAGAGUCUGAGCGUUUCAAAUUGUUCUCUGUUCUUACUGCGUCUCACACUUCACCCCUCUUCUGUCUCGGAAGCUGUACCAGAGCGUUGUGUGGGGCUGGUGUGCCCUACAGCUGCUCAGUCAUCUUGCUGCAGCUAAUUCUUGAUAUAUUUUCUCAGGGAACUGGGUUUUAUGUAAGAAUAUAGAAAGAAUCAUUUUAACACGGAUUCAAAUAAAGUUCUAACGUGAAUGCAAUAAUGACCCAGCAAUUCUACUUCAAGACUAAGAUGCCAAGGAAUGAGCUGACAGAUCACUUUAAAAACAGAAAAUGCCCAACAAGAAAAUGGGCCAAGGCAAUCCACAGAAGAAAU
This is a messenger RNA of Trichechus manatus latirostris (Florida manatee), 5837 nucleotides long. RefSeq names its product glucosidase alpha, neutral C (gene GANC). The record is from RefSeq and is a predicted model, not a curated record. Gene Ontology annotation, molecular function: alpha-1,4-glucosidase activity; carbohydrate binding. Gene Ontology annotation, biological process: N-glycan processing; carbohydrate metabolic process. Bases 740 to 3487 code for a protein of 915 amino acids. NCBI's taxonomy places the organism in Eukaryota, Metazoa, Chordata, Mammalia, Sirenia, Trichechidae. The transcript is spliced from 24 exons.